GUGACGGAACCCCACUGACGCUGACGAAAAAGGUCCAGAGCAUUUUACAUACAUAACAUAGGAGUGUGCAAUACUAAGUAGUGACACACCGACCACACCCUCUUGACCGUGCGCCCCCUGGCUUCAAUUCAUCUCUAACCGACAUUCGAUUCGUUGGCCGGGCAUAGUUUCUUGACCCUGUCUUCUUUGUUUGUCUGUCUAAUCCUCUUGUGGUCUCCUCUCCAUCCUCGGCUAUCGUCUGGGAAAUUCACAUCGAGAGAAGAAAAAGGGCGAGAUCGGAAUUCGAGUAUAUAAUCUUUUUUUCCAAGAUGGCUGUCACAAGCAGAUUACGGGCCAUGGGCAGAGCCGCCGCUAUGGCCGCCGCCUCUCAGCUUGUCUCGUCAGCUUUCGCCGCGUCCAACACCAUCUCGAUAAGCCCAACCGAGACACCACCCUCGGACAUAGCAGGUGUUGUCGACGUCUCGUUUGCUGGCUUUGGAAUAGAACCUUCCAACCUCUUCUCCUUUACAGGUGAAGAGGACACAAACGAUUUGUCCAUCAACCUGAUGGCUAACCUGGCUAAUUACACGGGCAAACCACCUCAUAUACGGCUGGGCGGCAACACGGAGGACUAUAUGCUCUACGACUCGACGCAGGACAAGUAUGCCGAGAUCCGUAACACGGAUGCCACCGGCAAUGGAUCCAUCAAGUGGGACAGCAUGUUGAUCGGUCCUCGUUUCUUCGAGGCGGCCAACCGAUUUCCCGAUGGCACCCCCGUCACCUGGGGCUUGAACUUGGCCUACAACGACGACGACUACAUCGACAGGAUCACCACCAUGGCCCAGCAGGUGUUUGACAGGUGUACCAACCUGGACAUUGUGGCCUUUGAAAUCGGCAAUGAGCCGGAUCUGUACUAUGCCAGCAGCUUGUUCCGCGACUCGUCCUGGACCGGCGAGGUGUACUCGCAGGAGUGGCUCGAGCGGGCGCAGGCCAUCUACGAGCAGGUCAUCGAGCCGACGGGUCUGGGCAUGAACUUUUUUGAGCCCCAGGCCACCUCCCACACGAGCGGCACCACCUUUGAGAUCGAGCAGCUGGUGACAGACGGCAUCACGAACCAGACCAACGGCUCGUCGUACGUGACCAACUGGAACCAGCACGACUACACGUACUUUUUCGGCGUGGCCACGUACGACCUGACGCUUGAGGCUGUUAUGAGUUUCGAUCUCGUCGAGGACCAGCUCGAGAACCAAGCCUCCGACCAGCUUACCCAGUCCGCCGCCACUGCCUACGGCUACGCCCUCCGCGAGAUGGGCUGGGUCGGGCCCAUCGGCUCUGUCAAUGUGACCGACACCUUUGGUGGCGCCCUCUACACCCUCAACUUCCUCCUGUACGCCGCCUCGCUCAACAUGACGGGCGUCAACUUCCACAUGACGGCCACCAGCUACACUUCUGCCUGGCAGCCCGUCUACAUGGACGGCGUGGCUCCGUACCCUCGGCCUCUUUAUUAUGGCCAAGCUGCCUUUGACCAGAUUAUUGGCCCGACCUGCACUGCACAGGUCUACCAGUACGCGCUGUCUGACGUGCCCACGGGUUACGACUCGUACCUGCGCGCCUACGCCGUCUACCAGUCCUCGACCCUGUCGUCCAUCACCGUCGUCAACGGCAAGAUUGCCAACACCACAGAGACGGACAAGUCCAACCUGACCGUCUCCCUGACCAUGCCCACCUCGCUGGCCGGCAAGACGGUCUACCUGGCCUACCUCACCAACGACGGCCUCGAUGCCAAGUACAACACCACCUGGAACGGCAUUUCCUACGAGGCCAGCGGCGACGGCACGCCCACGCAGGUGUCUGACGCUGUGGAGACCGCCACCAUUGCCAGCGACGGCACCCUGACCCUCUCGGUGCGCGACUCGGCUGCCGUUGUGGCUCAGAUCGGCUCCAAGGUGGGCUCUCUGACCGCCGACAGCGCCGCCUGCUCGUCCAUGGCCGCGCUGCGGCCCGGCACCUACGGCCUCUCUGCGGUCUCCUCGUCCGCAUCAAGUAAGCCUGAGAGCGAUGGCACUACCUCCAGCACGUCCAGCGGCAGCAGCAGUACGAGUUCUUCUGAUGGUACUGACUCGAACAAAUCUGCAGGCAUGAGAUCGGUGCCCUUUUCUUUGGGACUGAUGCUCACCGUCUUGGUAUCGUGUGUCUCUAUGGCCACGGGUGUCUUUCUCUUCUAA
This is a messenger RNA of Cryphonectria parasitica EP155, 2204 nucleotides long. RefSeq names its product family 79 glycoside hydrolase. The transcript has 4 exons. Bases 309 to 2204 code for a protein of 631 amino acids. The record is from RefSeq and is a predicted model, not a curated record. NCBI's taxonomy places the organism in Eukaryota, Fungi, Ascomycota, Sordariomycetes, Diaporthales, Cryphonectriaceae.